Messenger RNA from Perkinsus marinus ATCC 50983, 1575 nucleotides. RefSeq lists its product as hypothetical. NCBI's taxonomy places the organism in Eukaryota, Perkinsozoa, Perkinsida, Perkinsidae. Bases 1 to 1575 code for a protein of 524 amino acids. Gene Ontology annotation, cellular component: cytoplasm. The transcript has a single exon. The record is from RefSeq and is a predicted model, not a curated record.
AUGUCCGAUUUUGACGUAGCCUCGUACAAUGGUGGUGACGAUGACUUAUAUGAUGACUUCGAUGCUGUCGAAGGUACCGAGACCGCUGGUGCCGAGUCUGGCGAGGAGAGGGAGCUCGCACUGGACCAAGGGGCGCGUGGUCGAACCUAUUGGGGCUUCACAUUGACUGAUGAUGCCUCGGCCGCUGAGGCUCUGAGGAAUUGGGUCUCGUACCUUCCUGCUACCCAGAUUGAUCUGGUAUCUGAUAUUGGUGAUAGUAGAGGCAUCUAUGUGGUGCAUAUGGAGAGCCUCCUCAUCAACGUAUUACAAAAUGAAAUGCCCAAUUUCGAUAAGCAGCCGAUCUUUGCUAAGGCCUUAUUCUCUAUAGAGCGAUGCCUUUCCAUCUUAGAGGAGCUUCGAGGGACUGCUGGUAUGCGAUUGGUGUUCUUUGAUUGUUUCGAGGUGUUGUAUCGGACGAAGGCAAGUGUCUACUGGACACUACGAGAGGCUCUUCGCCUGCAUCUUCUCGCGACUAAACCUGCUCUGGUAAGGGUCUUCAAGGACUGGGUCAACGACUCUGCUUGGACCGCCUUUGUGGAGGAGCAGGGUGUGGCGUUUAUGGUUUGCGGCGAUAACGAUGUGCCCUUUGUUGCCCCAGAGGAUGAUGAAGGGCAACCUAUGAUGCCCAGCGAUAUGGUAGAGCUAGCCCCAGGGCUCCUACAGUGCCUAGCUCUUGAUAUGGUUACGAAACAUCAAAUUCGUGUGGCGAUAGUGAGCACGAUGGAGAGGCGCGUGCAUAGGCUUAUGUCGGUGACCAUCGGCCCAGAGCGAGGCCACCCUGAAGUCCUUGCUAGGGUCACCCCCGUGGUAGAGAGUCUACUCAGCACUCUGAAGGAUGAUGAUGAAGAAGACGAGGAGGACGAGGAGGAUCCUCAAGCGUUCGUAGAGCAGAUAGAAGGGGCGGUCAAGGACUAUACUAAGCAGUUCGGUCCUGAUGGGGGAGUUCGAGGCUUCAUCACACGAAUCGGUCUGGAGCAAACUCUUCAGGAGUGCAUAUCUUUAGUGGAGGAAGAGGAGGAUGAGGAGAUUGCGAAUGGUCCGAUUGAACUAUGUUUGGUUUUUGCCAAGGUCGUGGCGGCUUGUGAAGUGUUGCUGGAGGAGAUGCCUCUUCAUGCUCGAUCGCAUUGUACGUUUUCGGAUGAGGCAUUCACGCUGGUCUCCUCUGGGGACAUCUCCAGUGCCUUGGAUGACUUCUUCGUGAACUGCCGACUUGUCCUCACUCCUAUGGCAGACUACAUGAAGACUAACCCCGAGUAUAUGGCAGGAGUUGGUCUGAAGAAUGAUAUUUCUGAUAUGUUCGAUUCGAGGCUCUUCCGAACGGUCUUGUACUUGGUCCUUGCUGCUCCGGAGAAGGACGGUAUCACAUUUGACCUCGGGAGGAUCUUUGGUUUCCAGGGAAGGUCCUUAACGACCUAUGAGAGGUAUUGGAAGUCUAUAGUCGGCGAUAUUGAGUUCCCCGACUCACUGGCCGCGCACGCGGAAGAUUCCUCAAAGGCGGUGCUUUCGAUCAAGAUGGAAGUUCCAUGUGCAGGGUGA